AUGGUGCCCAGGGAGCAGCUGGAGAGCUGCACCAUCACCAAGGCCGACACGCCGCUGCUGAACUGCGUGAAGCCCGACCAGGACGUGAAGUUCACGCUCAAGUUCCAGGAGUUCAGCCCCAACCUGUGGGGCCUCGAGUUCUUCAAGGGGAAGGACUACUACAUCAUCUCUACAUCCAACGGCACCAUGGAGGGCAUCGACAACCAGGAAGGGGGCGUGUGCAAGACCAAGUCCAUGAAGAUAGUCAUGAAAGUGGGGCAGAACCCGUCUGACCCCGUUUCACCCAAAGACAUUCCCACCAGAACGCCCUACAAGCCCGGGUCGCCGGACGACGACAGGGAGAACAACGAAGUCCAGCAGACACGAGAUAAAUCCAAAUCAGAAGACACCGGUGGCUCCGGCGGCAGCGGCGGGAAAUCGUCCAGCGCCAUCGGCUCCGAGGUGGCCAUCUUUGUGGGCAUCGCCUCUGGCAGCGUCAUCUUCAUCAUCAUCAUCGUCAUGCUGGUCCUGCUGCUGCUCAAGUACCGGCGGCGGCACCGCAAGCACUCGCCGCAGCACACGGCCACGCUGUCGCUCAGCACGCUGGCCACGCCCAAACGCGGCGGCGGCGGCAACAACAACGGCUCGGAGCCCAGCGACAUCAUCAUCCCGCUCAGGACUGCUGACAGCGUCUUCUGCCCGCACUACGAGAAGGUGAGCGGGGACUACGGACACCCCGUCUACAUCGUUCAGGAGAUGCCGCCGCAGAGCCCCGCCAACAUCUACUACAAGGUCUGAGGGGCCGGGAAAACGAAAACGCAGAACCCGGACGAGCCCCCGGUCGGAGCGAAACAAACCGUCCCGCUCUUCCUCUCUGUCGACUCCUCCUCCUCCUCCUCUGAUGUUUCGUCACUAGUCGUUUCCUCUCCGAGUUUUCGCCCUUCGCUCCGGUUCGGUCACCGCCGGCGCAGACGAUGGGGACGAGUAGCGAAGCCGCCGCCGUCGUCGCUCGCCGGGAAAGCGGAACGGACAGCCUCUUCUUCGUUUUCGUCCACCGGGAUUAAGUGAGUGGGAUGGAUGGAUGGAUGGAUUUAUGGAUGUGAAAGUUUCUGGAAGUGUGAGGAAAAGACAGACUGCUGUUUUGGAAACAAGAGACUUUAACGAUGGGAGAAAAAGCAGGAAGUGGGCGGAGCUUGAACUCAGCUGAGCGGAUUUACCAGCGGGAUGCAGAGAGAUUCCCACGCCGGACCUUCUGUGGGACCUUCACCCACUCACCUGUCCACCCACAUGACUACCAUCACACAAACACUCACCUGUGCACAGAAACAGACUCGCGGGUCAAUGUGACGUGUUGUCGAUCACAGCAUCUCUCCUCAUCCUCAGCUCGGUUUUAUUUACUUGAAGGUUUAGAGAAAAAAAAAAUAUGAUUGAGUUUCUUUGUUUAGUUCCACAUUUACUGGUUUUGUUCAUAUCUGUUUUUUAUACCUUUACGACGGCGUAUCAGGGCCACUUUGGGUGGAAAAAAAGGAGUAAAUUUCUGCCAAAAA
Poecilia reticulata (guppy) is the source of this 1526-nucleotide messenger RNA. The record is from RefSeq and is a predicted model, not a curated record. NCBI's taxonomy places the organism in Eukaryota, Metazoa, Chordata, Actinopteri, Cyprinodontiformes, Poeciliidae.